GGACGAACAAGCGGAAAUGGCAGCUGCAGCUGCACCGGGAAGAAAAAUGACCAGAGUAACGACACUUUCGAACGCAAAUCCGCAACAAGAUCCGGAACCGGAUUCGCUCGUCCCGGACGCCGCACACACUGAUUCACAAGUCACUGCUACUGAAGCUUGCAUUGACCAAGAAGAAACAAUGCUGCCGCUUUGUAAUAAUUCCAAAUUUCUAGAGCAGCACUGCUGGGGCUGCCAUACGUGGAUCUACCAUCCCGGGCGUUGGCUCGCCGCGAAGGAUGAAAGCAGACUAUGCUUCUCGGCACUCCACCUGCACCCCCUCAUGGACGUGCCGGUCUGUGUAGUAUGUUGCGAAGACGUUGAGGAAGUCGAGCGAAAUUUCCAGCAGAAGCAACAGCAAGGCAUCGCCAACCCCCCCAUUAGGAGUACUAUGGACAUGCUCAGCAGCAAUGAGAAAUCCAAGAAAAAGGCAGAUUUGUAUGCAUGCGCCUGCAGUGCGUGUGGGAARCUACAGAGUAACGAGCUUGGGRUGGACCAAAAGCGGGAACAUGACUUUUUGGUGUGUAGGAUUUGUUCAAGGGAGAUUUGCCAGCAAUGCUUCCAACAGGCGCUUGGUGGCGAAGGUCAGGCUGACAAAAAUCACCAGGAUGGCAACGGUAWCGGGAAGCCGAUACCGGGAGAGUGGCGGUGCUUUUAUUGUCCAUGUGGCGAUGAAGAAAGCUACAACAGGUGCAACGCGGGCACCAGCACCAGUAAUCUUCCGGCCUUUCUUCAACAGCUGCAAACACGGACCCGGGAGCUCUUUUCAACGAACUCCAGAAAAAAAAUUGCAGUGCAACCCAUCAAUGAAGCACUCGGGGAAAUGRAGCAACUUGAAUUCGAGCUCAAAUCCUGUGAGCGCAAGCUUGAAGAAGAAGAUGAACUCUUGAGGACCAUACGGAAUGAGCUCUCUACCGAAAUAGGGAACGAUGGAGAGCAAGUGCUAUUUUUGGAACAACGCAUCCUCGACGUGCACACUGAGUGGAUCUACCACCAAAGACGGUUGCUGGAUCGGAUCGCCAUCCUGGGAGACAAGUUCCGGUCUGAUCAUGGAUUUGAUGCUCACCGAUGGAUGAAAAGCAAAAAACAUCUUUCUUCCGAAGKAACGGCCCGGGACGAAGAAGAGGGCGAGGAACCAUUAUGGAAGGUAUCCGCAGACAAAGCCAUAACUAAACGGGAACGGGAGGAAAAUCGUGCCUGGAAAGAUGAGCAACGUGAGCUUUUCCGCAAGCACACCCGACAUAAAUUCGGUUUCGACUCAGAGUCUAACGUUCUGUCACCCGAAGACUGGGUCGAGGAUCUUGGAAGUAGCAGCGAGGCGGAGGAUGAAGACAGUCUCUCUGGAGAAUCAGACUCACAAUCCGAUUUUUUUGAUCUCGGAUGGCGAAACGCCCCUUUCCGGGCCUCGAAGCUCGAAAUAGCCAAGGCGAAGCAGCUAGAAGACAGGCGUCGUCUGGAGGGAAGGACUACUGUUCGUGUCAUUGAAUGCAGCAAACGCGACGACGAAAGGGAAUUCAGGGCAUGGGAAAAUGGGUUGAAAUCGUCCAUGACCGAAAUCCCAUAUGAAUCGUCGUCGGUCGAUUCGAGACUGGAUUUAGAAGAAACCAGCAGCAAUAAUCAUCACGCAACUGGUACACCACAAACCGAGAAAUAUUUUACUCCGUCACAUGCGACGUCGGGUGGGGACCAGUCGAYGAGCACAGCUCAUGUCUCUAUAUUCGCAGGAAGGUUAAAAAACAGGCGUGGACUUCGACCUUCACUUCUUGUCUUGUCAAAAGAUCCCCCGAUUUCCAUCGACGGUCGUAUCGAGAGACACCUCAAGGAACACCAAAGAGACGGGAUCCAAUUCAUGUUUCGAAACUCUUUUGCAGACCUCGUAAGAGACGACGUUUCUAUUCCUAUUGGGGGUUGCAUCCUCGCGCACUCGAUGGGUCUUGGUAAGCAUCUUAUGUUGUUGAAAUUGGUAUUGAUAUCACUGCCAAUGCUUGAGGUGGUCUUUAUUCCCUUUUUCAAAUCGAUAUUCAAUGGGAAAUUCUUCCUUUUUUUGGUCUACAUUUCUGUUGUACGUAACAUUCYAUUGAAAAGGRAAAUCUUUGUCUUGCAUUUCUCUUYUGCAAACAGUCAUGYUGCACCCGUUGCUCAUCGAUUCGGUGACACAAAGRGCWAGAAUAUUUAAAGUAUUGUUAGUCGUUCCGGUCAACACGAUUAUGAAUUGGGAGAACGAAUUUUGGAAAUGGACGGGUAAAAUUCAGGAGAGAGCUAAUCUUUUCAAUGCAUCWACGGAAGCAAUCAGUGGCCGUUACAAGGUCGUYGARGCAUGGUCAAAUCAGGGGGGGGUCCUGCUUGUCUCCGAUGCUUUGUUUCGRAGCAUGGCCCAGAAUCAAAUCAUCGAAAAAUUUCUUAUUGACUCUGAUGCAAUUGUACUAGAUGAAGGGUAAGUUUGUAUUGUUGCUAUCGUUCGGUUGGCUUGUAUCGAAUGUGCAUGCUUCUUUGAAAUCGCGAUCCUCUCACGAACUUUUCCUCUUUGAAUUAAGUCAUAAAAUGCUAAAGAAUACAGACAGCCUAAUUUUUAAGGCAUUGAUGAAGAUAAAUACCAAACGAAGAAUUUGUCUCACCGGCACACCAUUUCAGAAUAAUCUGAUGGAAUAUUAUCGAAUGAUUUCCUUUAUUCGCCCAAAACUCCUGGGUAACUCUGAAACYAGCUUUCAAAAGGAAUGGAUCGACCCAAUCCAAGCCGGAAUGGGAAGAGAUGCACCAGAAGAUACAAAAGUUAUGGCUGAUUCAAGACUUGAAUUUCUAUUCGAAAAGUUGAAGCCUCAUGUUCAUCGAAAAGAUGCAACUCUCCUAGCGAAAGACCUCCCCCCUCUGCAACAAGUAUGCCUGCAUUUGAGACCAACMAAGCUACAGCGWUGUCUCUAUCGGGCGUACAACGAGUACAAAAGCGCCACGGACGAUACUAAUUUCUUCCGGCAAUUUUCUUCGCUGCGUUCAGUCCACAAUCAUCCUGCRACCCUUCUGUCCCAGCCCCAGCAUGAAAAACGAAUCAGAUCCAUGACGAAGAAGARGGAUWYRCUAUAUCACAACAUCAAAYUGYAUCAGAAAGGAAUAUCCAACAGCGGCAGCAAGCCCGAAACUUCUCUAUUAAGUUCCGACGAAGAUGACGACGACAGCAGAUGCGAUACUAAAGUCUCUCAUAAGUGCUGGUGGACAAAUACUGCCAUGAAGUUUGGCAUCCAUAACAUGAAAAAUCCAGAAAGGUACGUAGCUGUGACACAAUUUAGGCAAAGCGAUUGUUUAUCCCUUUUGAGUCUUCGUACUAAUCAGUUGUUUAUAGCGGGAACAAAUGCAUCGUUCUUUUGCAUAUUUUGUCGCAUGCCAGUGAAUUGGGGGAAAAGACAGUUGUUUUCAGCCAAAGUUUGAAGGUACGUAUUCACGACGCUAGAAGAGCAGGAACACAUGAAGUCUGAAAUAUGAUGCUGAUGUUGAUGCUGWGCUGUGCYGACUCUUUCAAAAAUUCAUGUUAUUGUUUCAUAGACACUUGAUUUUUUGUCAACAACACUGGCUUCGAAAAAUUGGAAAGAAUUAUGUCCAUCGUUACAAGAAUCGUUCCCCGACAUGRAGAUUGGRGGUUGGGUUUUGGGUAAAGACUUUCUUCGACUUGAUGGGACAACAAGCCCUACAGAAAGGAGGGAUCGUUUGAACGAUUUUUCUUGGGAGAAACGCAUUAAGUUAUUUCUCAUCAGCUCAGAAGCUGGCGGCAUAGGCAUAAACAUUGUUGCAGCAAAUCGUGUCGUAUUGUAAGUCAGUGGCUUUUCGUUACAAGAAUUCUGAUUGGAUUCCUUACAUAUGAUUUUGGUYGUGUCUCACAAUGCCCAUUGUUGUUGAAUUGUUUCGAUCGUUGGUAUUUGCAGGUUCGAUAGCCAUUUUAAUCCAUCAAUC
This is a messenger RNA of Pseudo-nitzschia multistriata, 3975 nucleotides long. Lineage: Eukaryota; Bacillariophyta; Bacillariophyceae; Bacillariales; Bacillariaceae. The record is from the annotation of a GenBank genome assembly.